Messenger RNA from Rhinolophus ferrumequinum (greater horseshoe bat), 3275 nucleotides. RefSeq names its product centrosomal protein 83 (gene CEP83). Bases 581 to 2689 code for a protein of 702 amino acids. Gene Ontology annotation, cellular component: centrosome. The record is from RefSeq and is a predicted model, not a curated record. The transcript has 17 exons. Lineage: Eukaryota; Metazoa; Chordata; Mammalia; Chiroptera; Rhinolophidae.
UCGGCCCGAGGUCGGCGGCUGGGCCGGCCCCGCACCCGUGUGACGGCCGCUCCACCGAGGAGCAGCGGGGAUUUUCUCCGCCGCUGCCGCCGCCCUCUGAUUUCCGCGGGGUCCGGAGCCCGAGGGCCGCGCUCGACCCUCUCCACCUGCUCCGCCUCUUCGCCCUGCGCUGCGAGCCGCCCCCGGCGGGCCGCUUCAGCACCCGCGCGUGGGACUGCAUCCCUUCGCCCCAAUGCCCGGGCGACAAGAGUUGAGUGAGUGCCGGUGGUUGGAGCUGUGGCGGUGUCCCCCGGUGGCGAGUGCGGCCAGGACAGCGGUCGCUGUUAAGUUUUAUGUCCUCACGUUGCAAGGCCGUCUCUGAGUGACCUUCAGUACAAUGCUGAAUAAAACUGGUCACCGUGAGCAUCCGUGUCUUUCUCACGUUCCCGAAGGAAGGCACUGAAGAUUUAAAACUCAAGCAUGUUGUUUGCUGUGUUCUCGUAUAAACUGGUCUCCCAAGAUUCUGUCCUAGCAAGAAGGAAGUGGAAAAUACCCUUGGAAAAAAAAUUGAGGCAAUAAGAAGGCCAGAAUUUAUUUUUACAUGGUUGUCAGCUCACUUUCCAAUAUGGACGCUUUUCCCACCAGUUUUCCUUCUGGUGGAGACAGUGGGAUGACAGGUUCUCACUCUGAGUUCCAAAAUAUGUUAAUUGAUGAAAGGUUACGAUGUGCCCAUCAUAAAACGAAUUAUCAGACUCUGAAAGUUGAACACACAAGGUUGCAAGAUGAGUACAUAAAGUCACAGAACGAACUCAAGCGCCUGUUGAAUGAAAAGCAAACUAACCAGGAAAAACUGCAGCUGCUGCUUCAAGAGCUAAGAGAGGAAUUAGUAGAGAAAACUAGAGACUUAGAAGAAAUGAAGCUGCAGGUAUUAACUCCACAAAAGUUGGAAUUAUUGAAAGCCCAAAUACAACAAGAAUUAGAAACUCCAAUGAGAGAGCGUUUCAGGAAUCUGGAUGAAGAAGUUGAAAAGUAUAGAGCUGAAUAUAAUAAGCUUCGCUAUGAACAUACAUUUCUCAAAUCAGAAUUUGAACACCAGAAAGAAGAAUUUGCACGUAUGUUAGAAGAAGAAAAAAUAAAAUAUAAAUCAGAGAUUGCAAGACUGGAGGAAGAUAAAGAAGAACUGUAUAACCAGAUGUUUAGCGUUGACCCCACCAGAGACAGCAAACAAGUGGAACAGCUUGCUCAAGAAAAAGUUCAGCUGUGUCAGAAAGUAAAAGGUUUAAAGGCUGAAGUAGCAGAAUUAAGAGCUGAAAAAGAGAAUUCUGGUGCUCAGGUAGAAAAUGCCCAAAGAAUUCAGGUGCGGCAGCUGGCUGAGAUGCAGGCUACAGUCAGAUCACUGGAGGCUGAAAAACAGUCAGCUAAACUACAGGUUGAACGCUUGGAAAAAGAACUACAAUCAAGCAAUGAACAAAAUACUGUUUUAAUCAGUAAAUUGCAUAAAGCUGAACGGGAAAUCAAUACGUUGACCAGUAAAGUAAAAGAACUUAAACAUUCAAACAAACUCGAAAUAACAAAUAUCAAACUGGAGGCAGCAAGAGCUAAGAGUGAGCUAGAAAGAGAAAGGAAUAAGAUUCAAAGUGAACUGGAUGGAUUACAGUCAGACAAUGAAAUUCUCAAAUCAGCUGUUGAAUACCACAAAGUGCACUUAGUAGAAAAGGAUCGUGAAUUAAUACGUAAAGUACAAGCGGCCAAGGAAGAAGGUUAUCAAAAACUUGUGGUAUUACAAGAUGAAAAGCUUGAACUUGAGAACAGAUUAGCGGAUUUAGAGAAAAUGAAAGUGGAAUAUGAUGUCUGGAGGCAAACGGAAAAGGAUCAGUGUGAAGAGAAACUACGGGCGUCACAGAUGGCAGAAGAGUCGGCCAGGAGGGAACUUCAGAGUAUUAGGUUAAAACUUCAACAACAAAUUGUGAAUAUUGAAAAUGCGGAGAAAGAGAAAAAUGAAAAUUCUGACCUGAAACAGCAAAUCAGUGGUUUGCAGAUCCAAGUGACCUCACUAGCUCAGUCGGAGAAUGAGUUGCUGAAUUCAAACCAAAUACUGAAGGAAAUGGUGGAGCGAUUAAAACAGGAAUGCCGAAAUUUAAGAAGCCAAGCUGAAAAAGCACAGCUGGAAGUUGAAAAGACAUUGGAAGAGAAACACAUACAGUGGUUGGAAGAAAAGCAUAAGCUUCAUGAACGUAUUACAGACAGAGAAGAAAAGUAUAAUCAAGCUAAAGAGAAACUGCAGCGAGCUGCGAUUGCCCAGAAAAAGAGAAAAUCUCUUCAUGAAAACAAAUUGAAGAGACUGCAGGAGAAAGUAGAAAUCUUGGAGGCAAAGAGAGAAGAAUUGGAAACAGAAAAUCAGGUGUUAAAUAGACAAAAUGUUCCAUUUGAAGAAUAUACAAGACUUCAAAAAAGACUCAAGGAUAUACAGAGAAGACAUAAUGAAUUUCGAAGUUUAAUUUUGGUUCCUAACAUACCUCCAGCAGUGUCAUCCAUCAAUCCUGUUAGCUUUCAAUCAUCAGCCGUGGUUCCCAGCAUGGAACUAGCCUUUCCUCCUCAUGUGCAGGAGGAACAGCAUCAAAGGGAACUCUCUCUGCUUCGGAAAAGACUAGAAGAACUAGAAACAACACAAAGAAAACAACUAGAGGAACUUGGAUCCCCUGGAGAAUGAUGUUUUGGAGAAAAGGCAGAUCAAAAGGAAUGAAAUGAGUGACUCAAUAAAGCUUGAAGUUUUAACAUCUGUGGCAUUUAGAUACUUUAUUACUGUUUGCCAAAACACUUAAAUUUGCCUCAAGAAAAGGUACGAGCUACAUGCUGGAUUGCACCUGUGUUAGGAUUUUAGGAUUAUACUAAUGACAAGUGAAGCAUUAAAACAGCUUCAGAGAUAUUUAGAAUAUUUAUUGACAACCCUUUGAGAAUGUAAAAAAUAAUGAAUAAAUGAAAGGAACUAAUUAGGAAUCAAGUUUAAAAAUUAUUCCAUUAAUUUUACUUUGUUGAAUUUUUUUUGGCAUUUUGCCUGAAACAUGCCCAUAUUGAAUUCCCUCUUCUUCUUUGAGAUGCUCAGUAAACAGCAUCAGUAAACAUUUUCUGGUUUACUAUAUACAAGGGUUAUAAACCUCUAGUUGUUGGAAAAAAGGACAAUUUAAAAGUCAGCAUAAAAAAAUACAACUUAAAACAUCUAAAUAUGUAUUCAUUACAAAAUGCUACCUUUUCUAAAAGCUGUAUGCGUAUAAUUUAUUAAAGAUCUUAAUAUUUUU